AUGCCUCCCCCCGUCACGCCCCCGUCCCCUACACAGUCCGUGAUGGAUGCGUCAUCGCAAAUCAGCGAAGAAGACCACGAUGCGGGGGUCAGCUCUCUGAUGAACCGUACCGAGAUAGGCUAUUUGGCUCACUGGAGCGUUUCAAGCCACAAGUAUGGCUUUGGAGUGGAUAAUCUGCGAGAUGGAAACGACUCGACGUUCUGGCAAUCUGAGGGCGCGCAGCCACAUACCAUCGAUCUGGCGUUCUCGCGGCGAGUCGACAUCUCGGCUAUCGGUCUUCACAUGUCACAUCCCAGAGACGAUUCCUACACUCCCUCAAAGAUAGGCGUCAGAGCUGGAACAGGUGUACAUGAUCUGCAAGAGGUGAGGUACAUGGAAUUCACGCAGCCGGAUGGAUGGCAUCUCAUUCCCCUACGGCCCAUGGAGAUGUCGGGGGAAGGAAGCGAAAAGGAGGGUCCUCCCAUACCUUGUCACUUUUUGAGGAUCGUAAUCUUUGCGAAUCAUCUCAACGGUAAGGAUACCCAUGUCAGAGGUCUACGGGUUUUCGGUCCACCCGGCUCAAAAGAGACAACCCACCAAGAACCAUUACCAGCGGGGUUGGUUGGAAAUGGAGAUGACCCGGACGAAGGAAAGAUGCUUCUCCAGCUUGGCCACGAUGGCUUGAGUGAUUUCACGAGCGUAGAGUUCCGGAUGCAUGAGCGGAUACGGUGA
Messenger RNA from Cryptococcus wingfieldii CBS 7118, 711 nucleotides. RefSeq names its product anaphase-promoting complex subunit 10. The record is from RefSeq and is a predicted model, not a curated record. Lineage: Eukaryota; Fungi; Basidiomycota; Tremellomycetes; Tremellales; Cryptococcaceae. The transcript is spliced from 6 exons. Gene Ontology annotation, cellular component: anaphase-promoting complex. Gene Ontology annotation, biological process: anaphase-promoting complex-dependent catabolic process; protein K11-linked ubiquitination. Bases 1 to 711 code for a protein of 236 amino acids.